UUAUUAUUGGCUCUCUGUACCUCUUCCUCUCACUCCAUGGAAGCCCAAGGCAGUGACAUCAGAACACCGGGCGGUGACCUCACCGCCUCGCCUUCCCGCGAGGUGGUGCUUAUCUCCGCCGGCGCCAGCCACUCUGUCGCUCUCCUCUCUGGAAAUUCUGUUUGUUCUUGGGGACGAGGUGAGGAUGGACAACUAGGUCAUGGUGAUGCUGAAGAUCGACUUCAACCGACACUUGUCACUGCAUUGGAUGGCCAGAAGGUUGAAUCAGUUACUUGUGGGGCAGAUCAUUCAACCGCCUUUUCUGAAUCUGAGUUCCAAGUAUACAGUUGGGGUUGGGGUGAUUUUGGAAGACUGGGACAUGGUAGCUCUAGUGAUGUAUUUACGCCACAGCCGAUCAUAGCAUUACAAGGUAUUAAAAUUAAACAAAUUGCUUGUGGGGAUAGCCACUGUUUGGCAAUAACCAUAAAUGGAGAGGUGCAUAGUUGGGGAAGGAAUCAAAAUGGGCAACUUGGUCUUGGUAAUACCGAAGAUUCUCUUUUACCACAAACGAUACAGGCUUUCCAGGGUAUUCCUGUAAAAAUGGUUGCUGCUGGUGCAGAGCAUACUGCUGCAGUCACAGAGGAUGGUGAUCUUUAUGGAUGGGGGUGGGGCCGAUAUGGGAAUCUGGGUUUAGGUGAUCGAGACGACCGCUUGAUCCCAGAAAGGGUGUCUGCAAACGAUGGACAACAAAUGGCAUCGGUUGCUUGUGGCUGGCGACAUACAAUUACUGUUUCUUCGUCAGGGAAUUUGUACACCUAUGGGUGGAGUAAAUAUGGUCAGCUUGGCCAUGGUGACUUUGAAGAUCACCUCAUUCCACACAGACUGGAAGCACUGAAAGAUAGCUAUAUAUCUCAGAUAUCUGGUGGGUGGAGACAUACUAUGGCAUUGGCUUCAGAUGGCAGACUCUAUGGCUGGGGAUGGAAUAAGUUUGGUCAACUUGGUGUGGGGGAUAAUGUUGAUCAUUGCUCUCCAGUACAAGUUACAUUUCCACAUGAAGAGAAAGUUAUUCAAAUAUCAUGUGGCUGGAGGCACACACUUGCUUUCACAGAUAGAAGAAAUGUAUUCUCAUGGGGCAGGGGCACAAGCGGACAGCUUGGCCAUGGGGAUAUCCUCGACAGGAAUACUCCUGAACUCAUUGAGGCUGUUAGCGCGGAUGGAUUCAGCUGUAGAUACUUAAAAUCCUCUAAUGAAUUGUCCUCAUCAGGAAAAAUAUGGGUCUCACCAUCUGAAAGAUACGCCGUUGUUCCUGAUGAAUCUGUUAUCAACCGAGGAGCAAAGCCGAAAACGAAAAACUGGAGCGACGCAAGUGUACCACAGACUUGAGCUCUGCAAGUGUAUCACAGACUUGAGCUCAGAGUGUAUCACCCGCCUGUAAAUUGUAUCUUUAUGUUCCCAAGUUUGAAGCUCCUGAUUUGAAACCAACUGAUGUAUUAUCUAUCCUUCAUUUAUGACAUUAUAAUUUCUCA
Messenger RNA from Asparagus officinalis (garden asparagus), 1505 nucleotides. Its product is annotated as ultraviolet-B receptor UVR8-like. The transcript has 12 exons. Lineage: Eukaryota; Viridiplantae; Streptophyta; Magnoliopsida; Asparagales; Asparagaceae. The record is from RefSeq and is a predicted model, not a curated record. Bases 37 to 1362 code for a protein of 441 amino acids.